CCAGGAACACUCCCCAGUGCUUGCCGGAAGUCUUGAGCAUUCGAUAUCUCGAACUCAAGUCCCUCGAGUCGAUCCUCGGCCAGCCAAUAUCUGCACACAAGUCCCCGGCAGACAUUCCAACAGUUUCAGACAUGAAGUGCAAUACCGCAAUGGCGUCCAUGGCGUUUGCGACGAUCCUGCUCGUCCUGUCGGGACAUUGCUACGCAAUGCCUCCUGCUCAAUGCAGCUCCGGUGUCCUGGAAGAAAUUCCCCCAAGGAUUCGCAAAGUUUGCGCCGCUCUGUCCACCAUGUACGAGCUGAGUGCUGCCAUGGAGAAUUACAUCGAAGACAAAGUUCCAGUUCUACGAGAAAACAUCCCCUUGCCGGAGAGUGCUGUCAAACGUCAAGACGUCGACCACGUGUUUCUCCGUUUUGGCAGGCGACGCUAGAGAUGUCAGGAGUGCCAAAAAAUCCUGUAAGAAACCAACGCGGGGCCCUUCCAUCUAGUUAUCGCCAAACUAAUAGUAAUUUAACUCGAAUUUCCUUAGUCCGAUCCUCGUAGGUGUGUCCGAUUUGAUUAUUUUCGUGGUUCAUCGCUUGACUUAUGUCGACUGUCCGUAGACUAGACGUCUGAUCUACGUCCGCAAAGAAUCUCGAAUCAAUGUAUGGUGUCAUCGUUCCUAUGCAAAGGAAUGCGUAUCAAUGAAUUUCCUAGGUCAAAGUUAACCGGCGACGAGCCUGUCGUUUUCCUUUUUGCAAUUAACGGGACGUUGAUUAUGCAUACACGGAUCAUGCCUCUGAAACGCCAACAAAAGUCUGAUUAGUGUAUUAGGGGAUCAGAGAACGUGAGGAAUCUGUAUUUUUGAAAACUAGCACUUGUCCACUCGAUUUUUUAUUUAUGCAAGUCUGCCAGGUUUUAUUUUUCUCUCUCGGAGUGCUCGAACUGAGAUUUCUUUGCUCCACGUUGGGAUGCAACGAUUAGAGUCAAUUAUUAUUUAUUAAGGAGAUUUUGUUUUUUAAGCAGAGCUUUUAUAGCAGGUUCGUAAGUCAAUGAUAAUAUCUUGGAUCGGUCAAUGGUACCAAAGAGGGUCUAUUGGCUUUCCAGGAUCUCGAGAAGAAUCGUAGUCGUGUUUGUUUGAAUUGCGACAAUGUAUAUCGUAAUGGCUAAAAAAUUGGACUGCUUCUUUUUCUUACAAUUCGAGCGCAAUGACGCUUGUGAGAAAAUCGUUAAAUACAUACGUACUUCGUUUUCCUGUUAGAUUGCCCAUUGGUCUUCCUGGAUGUCGCCCGUUUUACAUAAACACACAAAACGCAACAGUAUUAUAUCAAUGUACCAAAGCUAUUUGACGUGAAUAAAGGGAAGAUUUAACUUAACAAUUAAAUGCGCAGCGUAAUCGAUAUGACUUGACUCUCCCCAAUUUUAGGGGAAAGUUCAAAGCUUUCGCUUCGGUGUGUUCGAUCGUUCGUCCUAAUGUAAACUAAAAAUUAUAAACUAUUAAAUUUGCUCGCGCGAAGUUAAGUGUAACUUUCCUGUUACAGUCGGAAGAGUUUUAUCGCCGGCUAGCCGAGGCAUUGUUUCUUCCUUAAUGUUAAGAAUUUAUGUAAAUUUACUUUCUGCGCAAUUCGUUUGAACUUCCGCAAAUCCGACAUUGAAUUUCAUUGGCUCCUUUCACGAACUUGCACAUUUUAAUAUUUCCAUGCAUUGAUAAUUAUUGCCGGGGAUAACGCAAUGGAAUUCAAUGGCGGUCGGAUUAAGACGAGCAUGUGCGUGCAACUAAAAAUUGUAACAAAUGAUUUUGAAAAGAUGUUCUUUCUCUUGAAAUUUUUACUUGCACUUGCACGUCAAUUAUAAUAUAAGCUUGUUUGCCCUAGCCUUUGUUGAAUCUUAGCUUUUCACAGCCUAGUAGGUAUUUUUUAAUGCUGAACAAUCUUCUUUAUUUUUAAAGCGGACGCGGUCGCGGUGCGUGUAAAUUACUAUGAACGAUCAUGUGUAUAUCUCUUCUAACAUUAACGAAAACGACAUUGUAAUUCCCUUAAACAACCGUAUCUCCCACAAUACCGACAACGCUUCGCACCCCGUAUGGGGAUUUAAUUAACAAAUGUUAAUACUCAGAAUGUUGCUAUCCUCCGAUAGUUGUUUCCACCACGAGGCUGUUGGUCCGCGAAGUAAGAGAUAUUGAUUUUUAUUAACACG
Molecule: messenger RNA, 2173 nt
Organism: Orussus abietinus
Lineage: Eukaryota; Metazoa; Arthropoda; Insecta; Hymenoptera; Orussidae
Gene: Ms
Product: myosuppressin
Exons: 3
Coding region: 132-428 (98 amino acids)
Source: RefSeq, a predicted model, not a curated record